AUGAUCGGGAGGAGUUUGAUUCGCCUGUGUAGGCCAAGUUUUGGGAAUUUGGUUCGAACCAGAGGCUUCCAUGUUAGUCGCACUUUGAGAAUAGUGAAUCCAAUGCUCCCGUUUGACUUGUUGGAAGAUCUCGAAAACGAUGACCUUGAGGAAGCGAACGAUAAAUUGAAGAAGGAGAAGAAGAAAUUGAUAAGACAAAAAAAGAAGAUUGCAAAGAGGGUCGAAAAGGAUAGUGAGAAUGGGGAAGAGGGCGGUUCUUCCGAGAAAACUGCUGAACAAUUGAACGAUGAUGAGUUCAAGACCAAGAACGAUACUAUACCGUUAAAGAAGGCAUUGACUACCGAAGUUAAGAGCUUAGAUGUAAAGAAAGACGCUGACGCAAAUAAAGGACCUAGUAGUGACAAGGCAAAUAAAAGCGAUCAAGAUAACUCUCCCUCGGAAGGUAGCACACCAUCGGAGAGCUCAAAAUCCAAUGCUAGUACUGCUCAAUCCAAUGAAAACGGUGCUGUUAUGGGCGGAGCUGGAGGUGGGAACGGAGGUUCUCCUCCUGACAAGCCGGACAAUGAUGAUUCAGUUGAUAAAAACGAUGAAAAAGAAGCGGAGAAAAAGAAGGAAAAUGAUGAAGUAGAGAAGGAAGUUGAAGAGGAGGUGGAGGAAGAAGAAGAGGAAGAAGAACCAGAACCAAGUAAACUAAAAGAGACUUUCGAUAAAUUUGUAAGAUUUCUCUUCAAAUGUCUCGAGACAAUCGGAAUUACUUUCUCCUCCGUUGCUAUGUUAGGUGUUGCUGGGAUUUUGUAUCAUAAGUAUUAUGGCAAGCAUGUGCUAGAGAAGAUAGAUCGUGCAUUCGACACAGGAGAUCCAGCCUACCAAUUAUCCGUUCACAAAAGAACCAAUAAACAUAGUGAUGAAGUCGCCGAUGGCCACGAGGACUGCGACUUAUCCAAAUUUUGGGCCCAGAGACCACAGCAGUCACUCUUAGACGAUAUUAUUCUGGGUAAAAUCGUAGGACGAUAUUUCUUGGUAAUUGGUGAAAAGGGUACAGGUAAGACUUCACUUUUGUUAGAAGCUAUGAAAAAAGUAGAUGGGCACAAUGUAGCAAUCUUUGAUGCACAUGCUGAUCCCGAAAUUUUCAGAUUGAGGUUAGGAAAGGCUCUCAACUACGCUUACAAUGAAGAUUACAUUGGGUCUUUGUUCAGUAUUAGGGGCCCCCGUGAUACUACUGCCCUCUUGGAUAUUGAGAGAGCAUUUGGCAAAUUGGAAGAAUUAGCUUUGAAAAGAAUCUCUAAAACAAAGGGUAGACCAUUGGUUUUGAUCAUAAACAACGCACAUUUAAUCAAAGACAACGAAGAUGGAGUGAAGUUAAUUGAAUUAUUACAACAAAAGGCUGAGAGUUUAAGUGGGUCAGGAUUGGCGACCAUAAUUUUCAAUUCUGACGACUACUGGGUAUAUGAAAAGUUGAAAAAACUAGGAACUAGAAUUGAAGUUGUCAAUGUUAGAGAUUUUGGAAGGAAAGAAGCAGUUUUAGCAUUGAAAUUCACAAGAGAAAAGAAUUUCCCUAGUUAUAAAUACCCCGACUACACACUUAAUGAUUCCGUUUGCAAUCAGAUUUAUGAUUUAAUUGGUGGUAGGCCACAGCAUAUUGCCCAAGUGGCUCGUCAUAGAGAUAUCUUCAAAGCUUGCCAUGAAAUAAUUGAUAGGGAGAAGACAUGGUUCUUGAAUCAAUGUGGGUUACUAGGCUUGGAAAUGGACGACGAUGUAAUGGAAAGUGGGAAGUUUUCUACACUGGCAAUGCUUUUGAUGAAAGAAUUUGUAGAUAUGGAUCGUGGAAGGUUCAACACUUUAAUAUCUCAGGAUCAUCCUGACAAGAAAGAUGAGUUGAAAGAUCACCAUUUACCAGAAUUGCCUCUCUGGAGAUCUAGACAGAUCAUGACAAGAGCUGAUUACAUUCAGCAGUAUGAUAAUUUGAACAUAUUCACCAUUGAUAGUGAAUCGAGAGUCAGGGCUGAUAGCGUUCCGAUGAUGAGAGCCUUCCAUGAAAUUGCAUCUCAGCCACAUUUCGAUGAAUUGUUGGAGGACACCAUUGAAAGAGUUGCUCAAAUAGAAUCCUUGGGAAGAACCAGAGAACUAAUGAUGAAGGAUCUAAUGAAUGGUGGCAGAUACCAGAUAAAGAAGCAUAAAGACGACCAUAAAUUUUCGUUCAUCUUAGACAACAAGAAAAAAGUGGAAGUAUCUGGCAAUGAAAGCGAGAAUACUGAGGGUGGUGAAGACGAAAACGACAACGACGAUGAUGACUUGUAUAUGGAAGACAUCGAAAAGGCAGCCCACAAAAAAUGGUGGAAAAAACGAAUGCAGAGCUUUGAUCAAUCGUAUUCACCACCUAAGACUACUGAAUUUGACCUUGACAUUAACAGGAGAUAG
Molecule: messenger RNA, 2418 nt
Organism: Dujonia railenensis
Lineage: Eukaryota; Fungi; Ascomycota; Pichiomycetes; Serinales; Debaryomycetaceae
Source: the annotation of a GenBank genome assembly